AUGGCUGACCAUACAUCCCAUCUGACGACACUAAAAUGGUCCUCACAACUAAUCCUCUCCCCACUGGCGCAUGCCUCCCGAUCCCUCCCAGGCGACAAAAUCCUCCUCCCUCCUUCGGCGCUCGAACAGCUUCUCUCAGCAGCCCCAGUUGUCCAAACCAAUAAUUCACAGUCUUUGAACGCUCAACAACAGUAUACAUCCACCUUCGACCCGUUCAACCCAUAUACCUUUGCCGCCGAAUCGAGAGCUCGCGCAAUAGACUUGUACACUUCCUCCGGUGGCGCGCAACAACAACCACAAUUACCGCAUCCGCUAACAUUUAAACUUGUGAACCCACGCAAUGGGCAGGUGGUAUACGCCGGUAUUCGUGAGUUUUCGGCUGAGGAGGGACAUAUCGGUCUUAGCAAAUUCUUGCGGCAAUCGUUGGGGGUAGAAGCAGAAGCUGAAAAAGAACAGGAAGAGGUUACAGUAACGGUUCAUGCGCAACAACUACCAAAGGGGACAUAUGUGCGCCUCCGUCCACUGGAGGCAGGGUACGACCCCGAAGAUUGGAAGGCGUUAUUAGAACGGCAUUUGCGUGAGAAUUUCACCACGUUGACGGUUGGCGAGCUACUGACUGUCCCCAGUGGACGGGGUCGAUCUUUUGAGUUUUUGAUUGAUAAAGUUGCUCCGGAAGGGAAAGAGGGACAGGAAAAUGGGAUAUGUAUUGUUGAUACGGAUCUAGAAGUUGAUAUUGAGCCGUUGAAUGAGGAGCAGGCGAGAGAAACCUUACAAAAGCUUUCGCAAAAGGCGGCAAGGAAACCGGGCUCAGAAAAGGGGAGUUCGCCUGGAGGACCGAUAAAGAGAGGCCAGCAGGUACAAGGACGGGUCAGGAGGGGGGAUUAUGUGGAUUAUGAAUUGGACAUACAGGAUGCUAGUGGCCAACUGCAGCUGGAACUUGAAGCUGCUGAUGGGGCUGAUUUGGAUAUCUUUGUCAGUCCAUUUUCGGCGUAUCAGAGAGUGCAGCCUAGGAGUGAUGAACAUGUUUUUGGGGAUAUGUCGUCCAAGUCGUUUAAGGUCCUGAAACUGGACGCAUCUCUACCAGAACUGGCCAAUGCGGAGAAGAUGUAUAUUUCUGUACAUGCUUUUUCACUGCUAGAUGACGCAGAAGAUGAUGCGGAAGCGCCAUUUGAAUAUGUUCUUCGCGUGUCUGAUGCUAUGCAAACCGACGCUGGUGAAGAGACCGCCGACUCGAAUGAGCACAAUCCCGACGAUAUCCAAUGCAAAAACUGCCAGCAAUGGGUUCCGCAACGCACCUUGUUUCUACACGAAAACUUCUGUCUCCGAAACAACAUCCUCUGUCCAAAGUGCAAGAAUGUCUUUCAGAAAUCCUCAACUGAAUGGCAGAAUCACUGGCACUGUGAACAGGACGAGUCGUACGGCAACGAUGAGUCCAGCAAAGAGAAGCACGACUAUAUAUUCCACAAAACGCAUACAUGCUUCAACUGCGACUAUUCAGCAGAAAGCCUUCCAUCUCUCGCGCAUCAUCGCACAACCCGAUGUCCCGGCAAGCAGAUCCUAUGCCAAUUCUGUCAUCUGGUUGUGCCCCAACAAGGAGAUUCGGAUCCAGACAUGAACGACCCCGAAGUGUUAUUGUCUGGUCUCACGCCUCAUGAGAUCAUCGACGGAGGACGUACAACAGAGUGUCAUCUCUGCAACAAGAUCAUCCGACUGCGCGAAAUGAAAACACACUUGCGACAUCACGACCUCGAGCGGUUGUCACGACCAGCACCAUCGAUAUGCCGAAAUGUGAAUUGCGGUCGUACCCUCAAGACUUCAAAGGGUACCCCAUUGGGGCUUUGCAAUAUAUGCUUUGCCCCGUUGUAUACAGACGCGCACGACCCCGAGGGGAAAGCUCUAAAACGGCGGAUUGAGAGAAGGUAUCUCUCCCAGAUGCUUACUGGAUGCGGUAAGACAUGGUGUCGCAACGCGUAUUGCAAGACUGGUCAUGAGCGCUCUUCUGCCUCUGGAUCGGUAUUACCGACAUCCUCAAAGGAUAUACUACAAGUUAUUAAACCCUUGAUUGAUCCGAUCAACACCAGACCCCCUUUGACAGACGUGAAUGUUGACCAAGGGACCCCAUUUUACCUAUGUGCAGACGAGACGAGUCAACAGCGCCGUGCAGUCGGAGAAAUGCUUGCUGCCGAGGGCGUGUAUGAUCUCAGAUGGUGUCUUGCCGCGUUGGAAGGGGGUGGUGGUGAUUUGGAGAAGGCGAAAGAGUGGUUGAGUUCAUGUGCUCCUAGGAAAGAUGAGCAGCGAUAA
Talaromyces marneffei is the source of this 2301-nucleotide messenger RNA. RefSeq lists its product as uncharacterized. Bases 1 to 2301 code for a protein of 766 amino acids. Gene Ontology annotation, molecular function: polyubiquitin modification-dependent protein binding. NCBI's taxonomy places the organism in Eukaryota, Fungi, Ascomycota, Eurotiomycetes, Eurotiales, Trichocomaceae. The transcript has a single exon. Gene Ontology annotation, cellular component: VCP-NPL4-UFD1 AAA ATPase complex. The record is from RefSeq and is a predicted model, not a curated record.